UAAACUUACUUGACCCCUAGCAUAGAGUGACCUCACCGUAUGCGUUAAAGGGUUAAUAAUAUAGAUAUAGCCUAAUAUUUACAUGAAUAAAUCAGAUGACGCUACUUACUCCUGUUACUGUUACUUAGUUAUUAUAAAUGAAUAUAGCACAUAUGAGUAUAAUAGGACUAAAAAAGUAAUUGGAUUGAGAUUUUAGGAUAAAAGAAGCAAAAACAUAUAAUAUAUCCACAUGCUAGUAUUAUGAGGACACUCAGCCAAUUAUAGGGUUUCACCAGAUAUUAGUAUUUUUUUAAAUAAACAAGUAACAUCUAAGAAAUAUUUUAGGUAACAGGACAGUAUGUUAAUGUUGACAGUUUCAGUCAUCAUUACAGUGUCAUCAAAAAGAAAAUGAGACCACAUGUUUUUGGUAAUUUCUUUGCCUUCAGGAGAUCCAGAUGUUGCAAUAUCAGGUUGAAAAUGCGUCUUGUGGAAUUUUCCCAGUUUUUCAGAGGGUGGAAUGUGUUAAGGCUGGUCCAUGCUCAUGGCUGGAUAUGCAUAAUUUUAUUGGUGACCUUAUGGCUGCAAAUGCUUCGGUCACUGGACAUCCACUGAGAGAGCAACGUACAGAGACAGUGAGUUCUGCUUGGCCCAGAGUAUCUUAUCCUCCCCAGUCCACCUCAUCCAGACAGAGCCAGAUGAAAAGUGCUGUUCAGUUCGGUCUGCAUUCUGAGGAAAGGGAAAGGGAACCCAGAGACCAUGAAAGCAAUGUUCAGCAUCGUGCCUGCACAUGUUCUGGCUGCCCUCUUUCUUCAUCUCUUCCUAAUUCCUCAAUCCACACCCUGAAACCCAGAACCAGCCCAGCCUCGCAGAUCCAUCCACCUUCGUCCCUCCAGUCCACCCCAGCGCAGCAGAUCAAAGAACCCAGCCUUGCUCCUGUCAGCCUGGGCUUGUGUCUAGGUUUGGGUCUCUCUCUGGAAGAGGACAACACAGAGCCCAGCAGCACAUCUGCUCACCCCCAGCAGGAAGACAAAGGCAGCAGCACCCAUAGCCCAAUCCCUCAGACAAAUCCUGAGUCCUCCAGUGCUCCACCGGUUCAGGCCUUUGCGUGUCUAUGCUGCCACUGUGGGUUUCAAACCUGUGGCCAACUUCUACGCCAACAAAAGGACCCAGAGGCACAUGUUCCCCACCACCACUUCCAUCACCACCACCAUCACUGCCCGCUCUCCACCUGCACGUCAUGUACGCUCCCGUCCCUCCCUUGCCUGUCCUGUCAGCGCACCUUCCCCACCUGUGCCCAGCUCCUGCACCAUCAGCAGGGCCACACGCAACAGGAGAGCUUGCAAAAGCUCCCAUGCAUGCACUGCAAUGCUUCUUUCCCUCGGCCAUCGCAAUUGCUGCAGCACCAGCGAACCCAGCAUGCUUCCAAAGGGGGCGGCUUCCUGUGCGGCGAGUGUGGCCGUUCUUUCAACUCGCAUAGCAAUCUGCGCAUCCACCUCAACGUACACACAGGUGCCCGGCCCUACAUCUGUACCGUCUGCGGAAAGAGCUUCAGCCAGUCCGGGGCGCUUAAGAUUCACUGCCGAAUUCACACCGGAGAGAGGCCGUACACCUGUGAUUAUUGCGGGAGGGGUUUCCCUAACUUAGCUGGGGUGAGAGCGCAUCAGCGAAUUCACACGGGGGAGAAACCCUAUCGCUGCGGUCAGUGUGGGAAGUGCUUUACCCAGUCCGGGGCUCUGAAGAUCCACACUCGCAUCCACACCGGCGAGAGGCCUUUCGUGUGCGGCCUCUGUGGGAAGAGCUUUUCAAACCGUUCUGGUAUUCGCUUUCACCACCGCACAGUUCACGGGAUCGUGACGGAGCCCAACUCAGUGGGCAGGCCUAGUCUGGCUGCCUCAGCUUCAUCCUCAGGUUCAGAUUUCCAGAGAGUUCAAGCCCCCGGUCUCAACCAGAUCCAUCUCCAGGAGAUGGAAGAGAGGAGUCUGCCCAGUAAAGAGCAGUUAAGAGGGGAUGGGGACAAAGAGGCCCUUCCGUAUGCCUGCGAGGACUGCGGUCAGCGUUUUCCAGAUGCUCCGUCUAGAAACAGACACCAGACAUUGCAGCACUACUCUAACGAAGAGAGAGAAAAGGAAGAGAGCAGCUCAGACAAAACUAAAGAUUAGACAAAAACAACCAACAUUUCUGACUCCAAAAGAGAGGGAAGAUUAAAGCAACUUUAAUAUGAAAUGUAUUAAAGCCGAUGUUGAGCCCAUUUGAAACCUGCUGAUAUCGGUCCCCUCGCACUGUUAAGUCAUGAUGUAAGAAACAUUGUUUGUGUCCAAGACGCUAUACACUUUAAUUGAGAAUGCUGUCUAAUUUAUACCAUACAUUUAAGCUAAGCUUUUAAAAACUGCCAGUGUACACUACAGUCUCUGGGCGCACAGUGUGCAGGACAAGUAUUUUAUUGAUUCAUAAAAGAUGAAUCACUGUCUAGCCAUCUAUGAUUUUGGUAUGGUGAUAAAGCUUAGGAUCUUGAAUUUUUUGAAGUAUUACAGCACACUGUGAGUGUACUGAAUACUGUCAUCAUAUGUUGUUUGCUUUUGGCCUCUGAUAGAGCGUUUGGACCCGGAAAUGCUGGCGUGUGACGUCAGACGUAACAUUCUUGUUUUGAUCACGUAAGAUUCUUUUGCCGGUGAUUUGUGCCUUUAAAAAAGUACAGUUGUGACAAUCUGUAUUGUGAAACUGCACCUUAAAUUUUAAACAAGUAGCUUUGCCUAUCAGUAUUAUGGUAUUUUGUGCAUAAACGUUACCAAACCUGUGCUAGUUUUUCCACCAUCGGGCCGAAAGGUUACCAAAAGCAAAGAGAAGAAGGCUUGUUAGCAAAGCUCAUGAGUCUCCAUGUCACUAAAGCAGUUCUACAAGCAUGAUUCUCCUGGCCUGAGGACGGUUGGAUAGAUGUGCUGAGAAAUACACAAAUGGAAUGGUUUGUAUUUGUACUUUGUACUUAAUGAGACUCGUAUCACAACUGGUAUCGCUAACAGCCAUUCAGCCUGAUAAUGGAAAAGUGCUUUAUUUUACAUUUAUAUACUGUAUAUUUGUA
Molecule: messenger RNA, 3055 nt
Organism: Carassius auratus (goldfish)
Lineage: Eukaryota; Metazoa; Chordata; Actinopteri; Cypriniformes; Cyprinidae
Product: zinc finger protein 239-like
Exons: 3
Coding region: 435-2138 (567 amino acids)
Biological process (GO): regulation of transcription by RNA polymerase II
Molecular function (GO): RNA polymerase II cis-regulatory region sequence-specific DNA binding; DNA-binding transcription factor activity, RNA polymerase II-specific
Source: RefSeq, a predicted model, not a curated record